Molecule: messenger RNA, 4931 nt
Organism: Oncorhynchus gorbuscha (pink salmon)
Lineage: Eukaryota; Metazoa; Chordata; Actinopteri; Salmoniformes; Salmonidae
Product: mismatch repair endonuclease PMS2-like
Biological process (GO): mismatch repair
Cellular component (GO): MutLalpha complex
Molecular function (GO): mismatched DNA binding; ATP hydrolysis activity; ATP binding
Source: RefSeq, a predicted model, not a curated record
GCGCACCAACAACUAACAGUAAGAGAACGUCAUAACACAGGCACAUAAACUGUCUAAGAGGGUUGAAUAUAAUGUAGGCACUAGCGCAGGGGUGGGCAAACUUUUUAGCUCGAGCUCCACAGUGGGAUUUUGAAAUUCAACGGAGGGCCGCAUUUUGGGGGGGACUAAUUGUUUGUUAAAAUCUAUUUGCGGGGUCUCCCGAGUGGCGCAGAAUUUAAUGUAAUGUAGGCCGUGACUGGCCUCACACUCCAGUACAGUAGGUGGCAAUGUAUGCACAUUAAAGUUGGAUGCGAUCCGCUUAACAAACCCCGACGAAGAAGAUGAACACGAGGAAGAGCAAGAGCUCUGCUCGUGUUCUCUGCGCAGAAUCUAUGGUGAUUAAUCCAAAACAAGCGCGCGGAUAGAUGGAUGUCAACAUGAGGAGGAAGAGGUCUACCUUUGUUUUCAUUGCAGCCACUUCCUUCUAAAUCACGGUUUACUGAUUUUUGUUAUUGCGAUAACUGAAUUCUGUGAACUGAACGUUAGUUUUCUUACUUGCUGACAACAUGUAUGACAGCCUGCUAGCUAGCUGGUUUGUCAGACGCUAGCCAUCUAGUUGUAACCGGAAUUUGAUUUGAUGAAAUGGUGCUACCAGAGAAAACAGAAUCAACAAACAGAAUAUAGACCUUAUACAAACAGACAGUGCACCAGCUAGGGUGUUUUCUUCAAACAGUCGAGAUGACGGAUGCAAGCUCUGAACCAGCUGGAAUCAUCAAGGCCAUUGACAGGCACUCUGUUCAUCAGAUCUGCUCUGGACAAGUUGUGUUGACCCUGGCUACAGCUGUCAAGGAACUGGUUGAAAACAGUAUUGAUGCAGGGGCCACCAAUGUUGACAUUAAAUUGAAGGACAGUGGAACAGAGCUUGUAGAAGUGUCUGACAACGGCAAAGGAGUGGAAGAGGCUAAUUUUGAAGGACUAACCUUGAAGCACCACACAUCGAAGCUGAAGGAUUUCUCUGACCUUAUCCACGUGGAAACAUUUGGCUUCCGAGGGGAAGCCCUCAGCUCUCUUUGUGCCCUCAGUGACCUCAGUGUUGUGACCUGUCAUGAGGAUGCACAGGUGGGCACCAAGCUGGUGUUUGACCACAACGGUCACCUGACCCAACAGUCGCCCCACCCCAGGCAGCAGGGCACCACGGUCAGCCUGUCGCAGCUCUUCUACACCCUGCCCGUCAGACACAAGGAGUUCCAACGCAACAUCAAAAAGGAAUACACCAAGAUGAUUCACAUCCUCCAGUCCUACUGCAUCGUCUCAACAGGGGUUCGUAUCACCUGCACCAACCAGACGGGACAGGGCAAACGCACCCCGGUCCUCUGCACCAGCGGCAGGCAGAGCAUGAGAGACAACAUUGGAGCCAUAUUUGGCCCCAAACAGUUGCAGAGUCUGCUUCUAUUCCAGCAGCUCUCGCCAACAGACAACAUCAAGGAGGAUUAUGGACUGAGUAAUGCAGACCUACCCAAAGACCUCUUCGCAAUCUCUGGUUUUGUGUCGCGAGGGGAUCAUGGUGUCGGGAGAAGUGCCACAGACAGACAGUUCUUUUACAUCAACAAACGCCCGUGUGAUCCUUCUAAGGUCUCCAAGGUUGUGAAUGAAGUGUAUCACACCUUUAACAGACAUCAGUAUCCGUUUGUUGCAUUGAACAUCACUGUUGCCUCAGAGUGUGUGGAUGUGAACGUCACUCCAGACAAGCGUCAGAUCUUCCUCCAGGAGGAGAAACUCCUGCUAGCCAUCAUGAAGAGCUCUCUCAUCGCCAUGUACGAGACUGGAGUCAACAAGAUCAGCCUCAACCACAUGUCCUUCUCCACCACCAGUAAACACACUUUACAAGAUUCCUACAGACCAGCAGAGCCUCCAUCUGAUAUGGAAGGAUGCCAGGUUCCAUCAUCUGAAACGGCUCCUGAAGCUGGAGAUGAUUCAGAAUCUGUUAUACCAAGCCCCCAGUCUUCUCUCAACUUGGCUGGAUUGAAGGCUGCUUUCUCCGUGCACAACAGCCCAGGCAGUAGGUCCAAGUUGAGCACUGCUAAAGCUGCUAACACUGGUCCAACCCAGAAGAAACUGCAGUCUUUCUUCGGAGGCUCUGACAAGAGUCAGAACACACAUGGGCCAAGUUUACAAUCUCCUUUGAAAAUCAGUCGAGGUGCAGUGAAAUGUUCCCCUGUGGGGAGGUCUGUGCUGGAGGGGUUCAGGUAUGGAAUGACGCCGGACAGCGACAUAGACUCUGGCAGAGAGAGCGUCCUGUCGGAGCACAGCUCCCCCACAGCCACCCCAGAGAGUCUCUGUGCUACUACAGGGUCAGACUUCAACUCACCAGACAACAUAGUAGAUGACGAGCCCAUUAUAAAAAGCGAGGCACUCAAUGAACCUUUCAACGAGGAACACACAGUUGCUAAGCACUUCGACCGGCCGAUUGAACCACGUAUUUCAGAGAUGUCUGAGGAAAUGAGCUUCAGUCCCAACGCCAAGAAGGUCAAACUAGAGGAUGGUCAGUUCUCCUUAGAGUACAAGACCACACAUUCAGCCGGUUCUGAAGGAUCCUCUGGGUCUAAUGUGGACGCACCAGUCUGUGUACAGAAGAGGACAGUGCCACUGCAGUUCUCUGUACAGGAGCUGUUUGGGAGGGUGAGAAGGCUUCAGGAACAGCGUAGAGAGAAGGCUGAAGACAGGCUGCGCUACAGACGCUUCAGAGCCAAAAUCAGCCCUGGAGAGAAUCAGAGUGCUGAGGAUGAGCUGAAGAAAGAGAUAUGCAAAGACAGUUUUAAGGACAUGGAGAUAAUCGGCCAGUUUAACCUGGGCUUCAUCAUAACUAAGCUCAACUCUGACAUCUUCAUGAUAGACCAGCACGCCACCGACGAGAAGUACAACUUUGAGAUGCUUCAACAACACACUGCACUACAAGGACAGAGACUCAUUGUUCCACAGAAUCUCCACCUCACAGCAGUCAGCGAGAACGUUCUCAUGGAGAACCUUGAGAUCUUCAGAAAGAAUGGCUUUGAUUUCCUCAUAGAUGAGGAGGCCCAGGUGAUGGAGCGAGUGAAGCUGGUGUCCCUGCCAACCAGUAAGAACUGGACAUUUGGUCCGGGGGACAUCGAGGAGCUCAUCUUUAUGUUGAGUGACAGCCCAGGGGUCAUGUGUCGGCCGUCUCGUGUCAGGCAGAUGUUCGCCUCCAGGGCCUGCAGGAAGUCGGUGAUGAUCGGGACUGCUCUGAGCACCAGUGAAAUGAAGAAGCUUGUGGUUCAUGGGGAGAUAGAGCAGCCUUGGAACUGUCCACAUGGCAGACCCACUAUGAGACACCUUGCAAACUUGAAUAUCAUCUCAGAAGACUGAAGUUUACAUUGGUUUCUCAACUCAGCUGGACCAGCUCAAACAGAUACACUGAAUACCUCUCUAAACAGUGUUGGCCUGCUCUUAUCUGAAUAGACACUAGGUUGCUUUUCACCCCCAAAACAUUGACGAACUCAUUAUGUAAAACCAAGCACUGUUAGGUUUUUCUUUUUUUCUAUCUUCACGUUUCACCAAUUUGUCACAGCAUGUUCAUGUUCAGCCUCCAUAUUUGUUUUAUAUUUCUACAAAUUUUAUUAUUUUAAGUACGCAUUCAAUAAAAUAAUCCAAACACAAAUGCUCUGACAAUUUCAGUACAUAAACCCAACUUGAAUAGAACAAUAUUUGUGUUUUUACUGUAAAUACUUUCUUGACAUACUGAUGAUUCCAUACUGAGAUCCUUAGCAUGGUAUAUUUACUGAACUGCAUCAGCUGGAUGACAAAGUGAAAUGGCAAAAGGGGUUUAAACAGAAAAAAACCUGAGAUAACGACUCACAAACGGUCAUUAAGUCAACUGUUGGCAAGCUGGUGUUGUCUUGGAACCACACGUUGUCAGGGGUGUCAAACUCAUUCCAUGGAGGGCCUAUGCCGUGUUCAAAUGCUAAUCGACUUGCUGAUUUGUUGCGGCACGUGUAUAUCUACAACCAGUUAGCAAGUCGGAAAUUUCAGAGUUUCCUAGUUCCGACUAACGUGAACGUGGCAUUAGUGUCUGCAAGUUUUUGUUUCCAAUUAAGCUCUAGACAACCAGGUGUGGAGAGUUUUUUUAGUACAAGGGAGGGGAAGAAACUUGCAAUCACUCUGCCCUCCGUGGAAUGAGUUUGACACCUGUGUUGUAGAUGAAGAGUGGGAUAGGACACAUUUAAUGACAACCACCAUUCACUGACAAACAAUUUGAGAGAAGUGAUGAGCCCUGGUCUUCCUAAUAUUAUUGUCCAAAGGUAAACCAUUGCUCAUCAUUCGCCUCUCUCUGAACAUGAAACAAUGCCUCCAUAUUGUUUGUUUUUACCAUAAUAAAUUAAGCAUACAUUGCUCAGCCUGCUAACUACAUGAUCAAUGAAAACAAUCUGCUCACUCGAGUAUGAUGAUAAGUAUCAAAAGCAGUUCCAUGGUGAAGGUGUGGCAUAUUUUCAGGGAGAACAUGUCUUUAAGGUAUUUCAUUAUGCCAUUUUUCCAUAUCACAUUGUAUCCUGAACAAAAAUAUAAACGCAACAUGUAAAGUGUUGGUCCCGUUUUUUAUGGGCUGAAAUAAAAAUUCCCAGAAAUGUUCCACAUGCACAAAAAGAGUACUUCUCUCAGAUUGUGUAUAAAAUUGUUUACAUCCCUGUUAGUGAGCAUUACUCCUUUGCCAAGAUAAUCCAUCCACCUGAAUGCUGUGGCAUAUCAAAAAUGGUAUUAAACAGCAUGGUCAUUACACAUGUGCACUUUGUGCUGGAGACAAUAAAAGGCAAAUGUCCAACAGAGCUGUUGCCAGAGAAUUGAAUGUUAAUUUCUCGACCAAUAAUCUGUUUCCGACAUCGAUUUAGAUAAAUUGCCACUACAUCCAACCGGCCUCACAAUCACAGACCACAUAACCA